UCAUUCCGCGCUUGACCAGGGUGCGCGCCUCUCCGCUCCCGAACGACCAGUGUGGAGACUCCCUGAACCCUCGCCGCUGCACUCCUGGUACAGACUUUGUCAACGGUGAACGUUUUGAUCGCAUCUACUAUCCUCUACGGCAGUGCAAUGUUCCCGGAUAUGACUGGAACGACUCGAUUCCUUUUGAGCUUGGCACUGCUCGCCUCGACAGAAGCUUUCUUCUUAAAAUGGGGUUCGGACACAUCCAGACAGCCGGUGUCGUCCAAAUGGGUUCAGACUUUAGGGCCUAAUAUGUCUCCCGCCUAUCGGUAUCAAUACUACUCGCCGUACGAGCAGCCGCGCAAGAUGUACCAGGUGGCCCCGCAGCCGUACCAGGCCGAGCUACCGCUGCACGCGCCGCCCAGCAUGGCGCCCAUCCCCAUCAGCAUCCCGGCCGGCGCCAGCCUCACCCCCGUCUCCCUCCAGCACGUGCAGUUGGUUCCGUGCAUGUGCCCCGUCGCCCCCGAGGAAGCAGACAAACUAAAGGAACAAGUCGGCCCUGGACCAUACUUGGCUCAAACCUACGCCCCACAGUCUCAUUCCGUCCCACAACAAAUGACUGUGGCCGCCGCAGACAAUACUAAAAUCUCAUCCAACCAAUAAGUCUUUCCACCUCAAUCUGUAAUCACUAUUGCGGCGCAAUCGAGUCUAUUAUAGUGCCUAAUCGUUGUAUCGCGGUGAUGUAUCUCCAGUGUUAAUACGUUCAGGUGUUAAUCGUUGCGGUGCGGCGCCGGUGGAUCAAAUGGGCAUUUCAAUAUUUUUAAGAAUCCCACCAAAUAAUUUAGUGUUUUUUUUUACCUAAUUUAUUUUUAUUUAUAUUUUCAUGCGAAGACUGAUAGAGUAAGUGAGACACGUAUUAUGUUCUUUUUUGAAUAAAGUAAUAUAGAAUA
Molecule: messenger RNA, 929 nt
Organism: Leguminivora glycinivorella
Lineage: Eukaryota; Metazoa; Arthropoda; Insecta; Lepidoptera; Tortricidae
Exons: 3
Coding region: 148-642 (164 amino acids)
Source: RefSeq, a predicted model, not a curated record